Oryctolagus cuniculus (rabbit) is the source of this 211-nucleotide messenger RNA. The record is from RefSeq and is a predicted model, not a curated record. NCBI's taxonomy places the organism in Eukaryota, Metazoa, Chordata, Mammalia, Lagomorpha, Leporidae.
CAAGACCUGGGCAGCCUACAACACAUGCAGCAAUACCUAUCAUUACACCAAUACCUAUCGGAAUAGCUCACAUACCCACUGUGGACAGUUCUGGAAAAAUCACACUUUCUCCUGUGGGUAAGUUCCUUAUCUAUCUUCAACUCUGAUAUUUUACAUUGCUUCUAUUUUAUUUUCUGGCCUGGCUAUUUUUAUCCCAAAAUAGAGAAUUCUU